This is a messenger RNA of Sorex fumeus (smoky shrew), 1345 nucleotides long. It is a transcript of the gene NEIL1, whose product is annotated as nei like DNA glycosylase 1. Lineage: Eukaryota; Metazoa; Chordata; Mammalia; Eulipotyphla; Soricidae. Gene Ontology annotation, biological process: base-excision repair. The transcript is spliced from 10 exons. Bases 55 to 1272 code for a protein of 405 amino acids. Gene Ontology annotation, cellular component: nucleus. The record is from RefSeq and is a predicted model, not a curated record. Gene Ontology annotation, molecular function: damaged DNA binding; DNA N-glycosylase activity; DNA-(apurinic or apyrimidinic site) endonuclease activity.
UGCGCCGUUUUGGGUCCCCGAACGAGCCUUUGGGCGCCGCUGCACACACGCAGGAUGCCCGAGGGCCCCGAGCUGCACCUGGCCAGCGCCUUUGUGAACCGGGUCUGCAGCGGGCUGGUGUUCGGCGGGCGCGUGGACAAGUCGCCGGUCAGCCGCAACCCCGAGGUGCCCUUCGAGAGCAGCGCGUACCGCAUCUCGGCCACGGCGCGGGGCAAGGAGCUGCGCCUGACCCUGCGCCCCCUGCCCGGGGCCCAGCCCCCCCAGGAGCCGCUGGCCCUGGUCUUCCGCUUCGGCAUGUCCGGCUCCUUCCAGCUGGCGCCCCGCGACGCGCUGCCCCGUCAUGCCCACCUGCGCUUUUACACGGCGCCCCCGGGGCCCCCGCAGGCCCUCUGCUUCGUGGACAUCCGUCGCUUCGGCCACUGGGACCUCGGUGGCCAGUGGCAGCCUGGCCGAGGGCCGUGUGUCCUGGCGGAAUACGAGCAGUUCAGGGACAAUGUGUUACGAAACCUGGCGGACAAGGCCUUUGACCGGCCCAUCUGCGAGGCCCUCUUGGACCAGAGGUUCUUCAAUGGCAUUGGCAACUACCUGCGGGCAGAGAUCCUGCACCGGCUGAGGAUCCCCCCUUUUGAGAAGGCCCGCACGGUCCUGGAGGCGCUCCAGCAGCGCAGGCCGAGCCCAGAGCUGACCCUGAGCCAGAAGAUCAAGGCCAAGCUGCAGAACCCGGACCUGCUGGAGCUGUGCCACUCAGUGCCCAAGGAGGUGGUGGAGAUGGGGGGCAAGGGGUACGGGCAGGAGCUGGGGGACGAAGACUUCGCCGCCUUCCGCGCCUGGCUGCGCUGCUACGGGGCGUCGGGCAUGAGCUCCCUGCGGGACCGGCACGGCCGCACCAUCUGGUUCCAGGGGGAUCCUGGACCCCUGGCACCCAAAGGGGGCAAGUCCCGCAAGAGAAAAACCAAAGGAGCACAGAGGGGGCCCGAGGACAGAGUGGAGGGGCCCCCGUCUCCUCCACCGCCUGACGGUCCCACCAAGACCCCUGCCAGGCCACGCAGGCCACGCAGAGGCCGUCCUGAGCGCAGCACAGCGCAGCAGCCCGUGGCGGCCAGCCCCCCGCAGGUGCCUGCAGCCCCCGAGAAAGGGAAAAGGCGGAGGCGGCCUCCCUCUGCGCCGCCCUCGAAGGCCCUCAGUGCAGGGCGACGAAGGCCCCGGAAGAUCAAAGUUGACACCUCAUCCCCGGAGCCGGAGCCGGAGCCAGAAGGGAGCCCGGCCUCUUAGCAGGUGCUCUCCGGCCCCCGCUGCUGCCUGCACCGCUCAGGAAGCCCCAGCCCUGCGCUCUGUACCUGAACCC